AUGGAAUCGCAUUUGAACUCGAUCGAUCACGAACAGUCGGAGUAUCAUCGCCAAUGCCAAUGUCAAGAUGAAGAGGACGAUGACUGUUACCAAGAUGAGGAAGGCGAUCCUUGCUAUUGCGAAGAUGAAGACGAUGUUUCCUAUUACCCACACCAGGGAGCUGCUGUUCCCUAUUACUACAACCAGGGAGGCUCUGUUUCUUAUCGCCAAGGCAAAGGGGUUAUAUGCCCCUUCUGUGGAGCAAAUUAUCGAGCCGCCAGUGGCAUUGCCCACCACCUUGAACGCGGUUGCUGCCCUUGUGCACCCUUAGAUCGAGAUACUAUGUAUCAAGAGGUCAGAAGGCGAGAUCCAGACGGCAUCAUCACCAACCACUUUCUUGAAUGGCAACCCACCAUCCAUUACCAAGCCACAGAGCUUGCCUAUAGCCCGUAUUUGGGCGAAUACGAGUGUUAUCUCUGUCACGACUCAUUCCGACGGUUGUCGAGCCUGAACCAGCACCUUGAAUCACCUCGACACCAGCAGAAUUUGUAUCACUGCCCGAACAGAUCCUGUAUCAGAGAGUUCACGACACUCGCCGGACUCAUCAACCACUUGGAAAGCGAAUCGUGCCGUUUCAUGCGGUUCCAGGCCAUUCAGAAUGGUAUGCGUGGACUUGUCCUCUCGUCUCGAGGCAUCGAAUUUUAUUGA
Fusarium venenatum is the source of this 687-nucleotide messenger RNA. RefSeq lists its product as uncharacterized. NCBI's taxonomy places the organism in Eukaryota, Fungi, Ascomycota, Sordariomycetes, Hypocreales, Nectriaceae. The record is from RefSeq and is a predicted model, not a curated record.